CACCGCUCGUCAUCGCGCCGCGCCGCAGCGAGGGCCUGGCCGCCGCCAUGGUGCAGCUCGGCCGCCACCUCCUGAAGGGCUACCGGGGCGGGCACGUCGUGAUCCGCUUCGCCCUGGGAGGCUGCACCAACCGGCCUUUCUUCCGCAUCGUGGCGGCGCACAGCCGGCGGGCUCGCGACGGAAAAUACCUGGAGCAGCUGGGCUGCCUCGACCCGCUGCCCAACGCUCACGGCGAGCGGGUGGCGGGGCUCAACCUGGAGCGGCUGCGGUACUGGCUGGGCUGCGGCGCGCAGCUCUCCCGCCCGGCGGAGAAGCUGCUGGGUCUGGCGGGGUUCCUGCCCCUCCACCCCAUGACGGUGACCGGCGCCGAGAGGCUGCGGCGGCGGCGGCGGGUACAAGAGGCAGUCUCAGCUCCUGCAGAGGGCUCGGCCGGGCCCGGCGAUGCGCCCUGAGGGAAGGGCCCCGGCGAGAAGCAGCCCCAGGCAGGACCCUGCCCUCCCUCCUCGGCACAUCUGGCGGCAUUAAAGUGUCAUUUGCGCACCCUACGCUGUCCAGGCCCUGCUCUCUCCUGACUCCGCUCUGAAAAGUUUACUGUCGCUGCCGAAUUUGGUGCAGCAAAUCCAAACGGGGUUUUCCCACUAUAAUAUAGGUACAGAACCACUCCGGGAGGCACUUACAGCCAUUCCUAAAGGCACGUUAUUAGCUCUAUCACAUUGCUUUCUGCAGCAAUGCCAUGACUACUGCCAGCUUCCACUCACCAAGCGUUUGGUCUCCUGGCUCCGAUUCACUGUGUUGGGACAGUCCUGGCAGACAAAUGCAAAGGAGACUGCAUCUAUUUGUGUAGACGGUGUUUCUGUUUUGUUUCUCCACAGAGGGUUCUGGGCCGUUCUGUUAAUUUACAAGCAGAAGGGAAAGAAUUAGUCUCGGGUAAAGAGGGAGUGGGGUUUGCAUGAAACGAGAUACGUCUUACUACUUCGUCACGUAUUUGACCCUAUCCCAAGAAGCAAGAAACCCACUGAAAUCUCUCUCCUACCUCAGUGACACCUCUUGCUUUUUGGGGUUUCCUUUGGCGCAAUUCUCACAACACGAUUCUACGAAGGUCGGGCAAAGACCCAUGUUGAGUUUUGCAUCUCAUCAAGGCUGUAACUGACCCAAUAGAGGAACAGCAGAAAACACUCUAAGAAAAGGUUUGGCUUGCUCUUAUAAAAAAUUCACAGUACUGAGAAUGAGUGGUUUUAUUACUGCUUAUGGAUGAAAGAGUAAAUGAUUAAAAAACUAUUCUUGGAAGUAGAUGAGGCUGUGAAAGGUGAUAUUGCUUUUCUCAUACCUUCCCCUUCUAUGUAUUUAAUGCGUUUGGAGUCACAUUUUACAUAAAAUGAUGACUGUACUCUGGUACAGGGUUUCUAGAAGUUCCUCUGUAGCUUACUCUAGAUUUUACUGCUUCAGAGGUAAAGGUUUGCAUCUGCACAGUUCUUCCUAUUGUAAUCUAAAGGUACCACACAGCGAGCUUUCUGCUUCAAACAGAGGAAGGUAGCUCUGUAAGGUUUCUUUUGAGCCAGUUUUGUGGAGACCUGGCUCUUUUCCUAUGAAGUUAUUAAAUAAAGGAUCCCACAAUCAUA
Calidris pugnax (ruff) is the source of this 1619-nucleotide messenger RNA. It is a transcript of the gene MRPS16, whose product is annotated as mitochondrial ribosomal protein S16. Gene Ontology annotation, cellular component: mitochondrial small ribosomal subunit; ribosome. Gene Ontology annotation, molecular function: structural constituent of ribosome. The coding region runs from base 48 to 452 and encodes 134 amino acids. The transcript has 4 exons. Gene Ontology annotation, biological process: mitochondrial translation. Lineage: Eukaryota; Metazoa; Chordata; Aves; Charadriiformes; Scolopacidae. The record is from RefSeq and is a predicted model, not a curated record.